Molecule: messenger RNA, 1285 nt
Organism: Anopheles stephensi (Asian malaria mosquito)
Lineage: Eukaryota; Metazoa; Arthropoda; Insecta; Diptera; Culicidae
Product: integumentary mucin C.1-like
Exons: 3
Coding region: 362-1000 (212 amino acids)
Source: RefSeq, a predicted model, not a curated record
AACUUUAUCUUACACGGCACACCGGGAGCUUAGUGUGAAGUUGAUAUCGGCACGGUGGAGGUAACGGAUGUAAACGGCUCUUCAAAAGCUGCGUAUCAAUCGCGAAUUGGUCCCAGUGUACGUUCGGCAGGCACGGCAGCAAGGUGGUUCGUCUCGAUCGAUCAGUACAAGUUCUGCUCCAGUCCAGUGAUGUAUCUUCGCGCAGGGAUGAGGCUGGUGGUGGCCAUCGUGACCAUGGCCGUGGUUGCGGGUGUGCCGGUAGAUGAUGAACCGAGGCGAGGACCGAUAAUUAUCGACGCUCAAUUAGCAGCAGCCGCUGUUGAACGCGACUCGCUGCAUGAAGAUACCUUGAAACUGCAGGAUGGUGAUGGCCCUGAAGGUACAGUGUUUUAGGCAGGGAGUUUCCAGUACGCCUGAGGGGGUUGAGCGCACCGAUGAACCAGAGGCAAGUACGAUCGAGCCCACUUUAUCGCCGGAAACAACUACAGCACCUGAGGUUCCUACCACAACCGAUGCACCAACCACUACCGUAACGGUUACCGAACCGACAACGACGACCGUCGAUACUACCACCGUAACGGUUACCGAGCCUUCAACGACGACUGAGGUGACUACUACAACUACUGCUGCAUCCACAACCGUUACCGAACCAACAACAACUACAUUGGCAUCCACAACCGUUACCGAGCCAACAACAACCACAGUGGCAUCCACUACCGUUACCGAGCCAACAACAACCACAGUGGCAUCCACAACUGUUACCGAGCCAACAACAACCACAGUGGCAUCUACUACCGUCACCGAACCGUCGUCCACAGUGUCUGAGACAACUUCUACCGAAUCUGCAGCCACCACUACGACCGAUGCACCCGUUACGGAAGAAACGUCGACCACUACGCUCGAGCCGGAAACGACCACGCAAGGAGCCAGCUCGGUGACAUCGCUCGGUGUUGUCCUACUGACCGCCGUGGCAAUGACCAACAUCCUUCGAGUACACUAGCACACACUCUCAAUGUGUUGCGGGUGUUGAAAUGUGCGUGUAUCUGUGUGGUGAUGGAUAGGACAGCUCCUAUGGUAGUGAUGGUAUUUAAGUAUUAUUGCAGCGUGAAAGAAGAUCGGCAGUUUAGAGUGUAGCGUUCGGCGCUCGUACGAUCGCUUUCGGUGAUGUGAUUUGUCUGUGUAUCACGGAGAGAAUGUUUUUGAUUUGAUAUGAUUUAAAAUUGAUUGUAAGUGUUGUGUGUUUGUGUCAGUUACAAAUAUACUACAACAACAUAAAGAAGCUGUA